AUGGCGGUGAAAGAUACAAAUGAAUCAAGGAGUACAUCGACUUUUAAAAUAAUUGGACUUAUUUGGAUUGUUAUUGAAACUAAUCUAGUUGCAGGAAAUAUAUUUGGAUUUGGUUCCUUAUUCAGUGUUUUACCUCAUUAUGGUAUAUAUGAAUCUCGUUGUAAAAUAAUAUCAGAAAAAAUUAUUUCAAAUGAUACAAAAACUAUAACAAAAGAUUGUCGAGGACAAAUUGAUGAAUAUCAAUUUGCUUUUGCAUUAGGUAUUGGUUUUUAUAAUUUACCAGCUGUUGUUGUUGGCAUGAUUGCAGAUUUUUUUGGACCACGUUCUCUUAAAAUGAUUGCAAUUGUUUUUCAUUUAAUUAGUUGGUUUUCAUUAGCAUUUUUAAAACCUGGUUAUGAUUGGCUUAUCUUAUCGCAUACAAUAUUUUCAUCUCUAGCUGGAAUGUGUGUUUUACUAUCAUCAUUUUCAAUAUCAGCAAAUUUUACUAAAACACGAGGUUUAGUUACAGCAUUGAUAUCUGGUGCUCAAAUUGGUGGUUCUGUUUGGUAUGCAAAUUUUCAAAUUCUUAUCGAGAAAAAUUGGAUUUCACUAUCAACAUUAGCAUUUAUUUGGGCUUCAUUUUCAAUUUUAAUGUUUGGUAGUGCAAUGCUUUUUCUUAAUUGGCAUUCUAAGUGUGCUAAUGUAUCGAAUAAAAGAAAAUUAUCAACAAAUGAAGAUGUUGCAAUAAGAACAUCAGACGAUUCUUUAGCUCGACAUUUAACAGAUCCAAUUUUUGUUGUUGUAACACUUUUUCUUAGUUGUCUUCUUCUUACUGUAGCAUAUUUACCUGUAGUUUGGUUUCCAUGGGUUCUGCAUUUAACUGGACAUAAUUUACAUUUAGCUAAUCGUUUUACAUUCGCAUAUAAUAUGAGUGCAAUAUUGAGUAUAUUUAUUGCACCAAUAUGUGGCUUAAUUAUUGAUUAUAAAGCCGAUCAAGGUCGUUCUCAACGAAUGCUGAAUAUUUCUAUUUUACAAACAAUAACUUGGCUAGCAACAAUAAUACUUUGUAUUGUUUGUAUGUUUCGAUCAAUAGCUGCUCCUAUAGCUGCUAUAUUGAUUUUCCUCUUUUCACGUACAAUGCUCGUUGCUGGAUGUCAAGCAGUUAUCACUACAAGAUUUCCACCUCAAUAUAUCGGUAGUCUUCUUGGAGUAAUGUGGACUACAGCAGGUAUUGUUAGUUUUGUUACAUACGGUUUAACACGUCUUGCAACAAAUCCAAUAUAUGCUUGGAGAGCAUGGUUAGUGAUUUUAUGUUUGUGUAUAGUAAUGGUUGGACAUAAUGCUGAUCCAUCGUCAUCAUUGUCAAUAAAUGUACCAUCAGAAAAUCGCACGGAACGUGUUGUAUAUAUAUCUCUUCCAUCAAUAUUUUCAAGAGAUAAAAUUUCUUCUUCUUCUCCAUCAUGUAAAAAUUGUUUUCAUUUUCGUACAAUUAAAGGAGGAAGUCGAAUGUUAAUUGAUCCUUGUGGAGAACCUGAUUGUGUUCCAAUAAUAAAAAGUCCUAACUUACAAGAAAUUGAACCAACCGAAAAAUACGAUUUUGAACAAUGUGGAAUAUUUGAUAAAAAAGAUAAUUCAAUUGUAAAUAAAGCAUUACAAUUAAAAGUAAGCACAAGUGUUAAAAAUACUUUACGUCCUGCUGAAUAUCCUUGGCUUGUUCGUAUAGAAAGUCGUUCGGAUAUUUUCUCACGUACAGUAACACUCUGUGCUGGAACACUUAUCCAUCCACAAUGGAUCAUAACAGCUGCUCAUUGUAUGUUUGAUACUAAGAAAAAUAGUCCUUAUGCAACAAAUGGUAUUACUUUAUAUAUGGGUCAUUAUGAUCGCUCAACCAGUAGCCUAAAUGAACAUGUAGCAAAACCUAUUUUAUAUUUGAUUCAUCCAAAAUUUCGUCUUAGUAUUUUAUCACCAGCACCAAUACAUGAUAUAGCAUUGAUUAAAUUAGAAAAACCUGUACCAUUAUCACAUUCAAUUGGUAUUGCCUGUUUACCAGAACGAACAGAUAAAUUAGCUGAUGGUACAUUAGCAUUUACAGCUGGUUGGGGUCAUUCAUCACCAGAUUCAACAGCUGUUAAUAUACCACGAAAAGCAAGAUUAAAAGUAGCUCCAAAAUCAUGUCGAAAUUUAAUGAUCAAUCAUAAAUUACAUAUAUGUGGAAGAAAUGAUCGUGGAAAUAAUAUUUGUAGUGGAGAUUCAGGCGCUGGUUUAAUGAUACGUGCUGGUAUUAAAUUAAAUAGAAAUCGAACACAAUGGAAAUGGUAUAUAUUUGGUGUAGCUAGUUAUGGUCUUGAAGAAUGUUCACAAAAUGUUAAUCAUGAUAAUGCAUUUGCAUCUGUUUCAACGGAUAUUGACUGGAUAGAUGAAGUUAUAGAUAAUUAUUAA
Rotaria sordida is the source of this 2418-nucleotide messenger RNA. The record is from the annotation of a GenBank genome assembly. Lineage: Eukaryota; Metazoa; Rotifera; Eurotatoria; Philodinida; Philodinidae.